This is a messenger RNA of Otolemur garnettii (small-eared galago), 867 nucleotides long. RefSeq lists its product as uncharacterized. The coding region runs from base 1 to 867 and encodes 288 amino acids. Gene Ontology annotation, biological process: cilium assembly; centriole elongation. NCBI's taxonomy places the organism in Eukaryota, Metazoa, Chordata, Mammalia, Primates, Galagidae. Gene Ontology annotation, molecular function: tubulin binding. The record is from RefSeq and is a predicted model, not a curated record. Gene Ontology annotation, cellular component: centriole; centrosome; nucleus. The transcript has 6 exons.
AUGGCAGCUGGGAUCCCCAGGGAGGACAAGAUAGCCGAGGAGAUGAUGUGCUUACGGCAGCAGAUUGCUGGACUCCAGCAAGAGCUUGGGAGACAGGUGUCUCUCUGGUCCGACACCUGCAGCAGACUCCAGAGUCAGAUGGACAUUUUGCAGAAGCAGAACCGGGAGCUCCUGCAGGAGCUGAGGGCCUCGGGGCUGUGGCUGCGAGGAGCCAGACACACAGUGGCAGCCCCCCUGCACCCGGAACUUCAGCCAGACACUCUGGUGGGGCAGGCACUCAGCGGCGGCGGAGGUACAAUCAUCACCCUCCCCAGGGGCAGCGAGGAGGAGGCUAGUGCCGGUGAGAAGGCGGUGACGGGCACGGUGGCUCUCAGUGGUGGCGUGACCAGCAAGCUACGUCAGAGCGAAAAAUCCCACCCUAAUGUCUCCAGAGAAAUCGUGUUUCCAGAUGGGACAGUGAAGCAUCGUAAGGGUGGAUGUGAGGAGACCUUAUUUCCUGAUGGGACAGUUCUAAAAGUGGAACGGAAUGGUGACAAGACCAUCGUGUUCAGCAAUGGCCAGAAGGAAAUCCACACGGCCCAGUUCACACGGCGGGAGUACCCCGAUGGCACCAUCAGGACGGUGUAUCUCGACGGCUCUCAGGAAACCCGGGACGCCUGCGGGAGGGUCAGGGUCCGAGGCAAGGCUGGACGUGUCUUCCAGGACAAGAGUGCACCCUCAAACGGGGAUGGGCACAAACUCUGUGACCAACAAGACGACUCCAGCUUGAGCAUCCUGCCGGACGCACCACAUGGCUGUCCCUUGGACAUACUGGGAUCAGCGCAGGCUUCUGAAGACGACAUCUCGUAUCAAUUGCCAAACAGCUAG